GAGAGAGAGAGAGAGAGAGGGAGAGAGAGAGUGUGUGUGUGGUUCAUGUAUGAGUGGAAGAUAAUGAGUAGGGAUGUUCAUUCAGCUGUUUGGCUGGUAAAAUGCCUUCCGCAGUAGGACCCAGAGGGCUUGCUGUAUCUGUCAUCGCUGGGGCUGGACAAGUACACCUUUAUGGGGAAGCUGCCAAACUAGGACGUAAAAAUCUUGCCAAAGAAAUUCAACUCAAGCACAAAAAAGUUCAGCUUUGAGCCAUUUAAUUGGCCCCUAGCACCUGACAGGAAAAUACAAUGGUUCCUGAAGUCAAAUUUGUGACUGCUAUAUAUUUGAGGCGCUAGAAUCCAUGCUCUCCUCACUCACAACAGUCCUCAGAUAAUAACAGAAUGAGCGCGUCAGUGGCCGUCUAUAGGAAUAUUUACACCGAAGAUCGCUUCAGACAAACGUAUGGUACCGAGGACAAACACAGCGGACGGGAGAAGCUCCGUGAAAAACUUCUCAAGAGGUGCAGGUGUUCGCAGGAUUCAUGCCACAACCUGUUGAAGGAGAGAGUGCCGAUUUUCAACUGGCUUCCAAAAUACAGGCUAAAGAAAUGGAUUUUAGGAGAUGCUGUAGCAGGACUGACAGUUGGCAUUCUUCAUAUACCUCAAGGAAUGGCGUUUGCACUGUUGACAUCCGUGGCACCCAUCUAUGGGCUGUACACUUCAUUCUUCCCUGUUGUCCUCUACAUGCUCUUCGGGACAGGCCGCCAUGUGUCCACUGGUACCUUCGCUGUGGUGAGCCUGAUGACUGGUUCUGUGGUGGAGCAGCUGGUGCCCACCCCUCUCGCCCUGAACUCCAGCAGUCCUGAGGCGGCAGAAUUCGAAGCCCAGAGGAUUGGAGUGGCGUCCGCAGUGGCCUUCCUCUCAGGGAUUCUGAUGUUGGGCAUGUUUAGUCUCCAGUUAGGUUUCCUGUCCACAUACCUGUCGGAACCCAUUGUCAAAGCCUUCACGAGCGCGGCUGCCUUCCACGUGACUGUCUCUCAGCUGCAAAGCAUGCUGGGGCUGCGGCUACCGCGUUAUACGGGACCCUUCUCCCUCUUCAAGACCCUGGCAUCAGUGAUGGAGAAUCUGCCCCACACAAAUCUGGCAGAGCUUCUCAUCUCUCUGGUCUGCCUGGCGGCUCUGGUGCCCGUCAAGGAGGUGAACAUGCGCUUCCGACAGCGGCUCCGAACCCCCAUACCGGUGGAGAUCCUCACUGUCAUUAUUGCGACUGGGGUGGCAUACGGUUCCUCCCUGGACUCCAGAUAUGGCAUUCAGAUCGUGGGCCAUAUACCUGCAGGGUUCCCUCCGCCCCGCAUGCCUGCCCUGCAGGUGCUGCCGGAGAUCGCCGGUGACACUAUCGCUAUCACGUUCGUAGGCUACGCCGUGUCUGUCUCUCUGGCAAUGAUUUACGCCGACAAGCACGGAUACUCCAUACAGCCCAACCAGGAACUGCUGGCUCACGGCGUCUCCAACACGAUCUCCUCUCUCUUCACCUGCUUCCCCAGCUCUGCCACCCUGGCCACCACCAACAUCCUGGAGAGCGCCGGUGGACACACGCAGCUCUCUGGCCUGUUUACCAGCCUGGUGGUGCUGGUGGUGCUGCUGCUGAUCGGACCCCUUUUCUACUUCCUGCCCAAGGCAGUGCUCGCGUGCAUCAAUGUGACCAGCCUGAGGCAAAUGUUUGUCCAGUUUCAGGACCUCCCAGAAUUGUGGAGAGUGAGCAGGAUUGACUUUGUUGUGUGGCUGGUGACCUGGCUCUCAGUGGUGGUGCUGAAUGUGGAUGUGGGCCUGGCCAUUGGCGUGGUCUUCUCCAUGAUGACCGUCAUCUGCCGUACUCAGAGGGCUGGAUGCUCAGUGCUAGGAAGGGCCUCCAACACAGAGAUCUACAGACCUGUAGACAACCACAAUAAGUGCUAUGAGAUCCCGGGGGUGAAGAUCCUGACCUAUAAUGGACCUAUCUACUAUGGCAACCGAAGCUUCUUCCGGGCCCACAUGAGUCGGCUGCUGGGCCUGAGCCCGGAGAGGAUCCGGCGCAGAGAGAAGGCACGGAAAGCCCUGGAGAAAAGGGAAAGGGAGUCCAUUAACGCGGUGGAAAGAGGUGUUGCAAAUACGUCAUUUUCCUCUGAAAAUGAGUUCUUUAAAUCAGAGGCCCUGGAGAGUGAGGUCCAGGCCGUCCUCAUGGACUGCGGCAGUGUCAUCUUUGUGGAUGUGGCAGGGGCCCGGCUGUUCAUCCAGAUGUGUAUUGAGUGUCAGAAGGUUGGGAUGAGGAUAUACCUGUCAAACUGCAAUGAGAGUGUCCUGAAGAUCCUGACCUCCAGUGGUCUGAUGAACUACAUGAACCCUCAGCACAUCUUUGUCACCGUCCAUGAUGCCGUCGUCUACAUUCAACAGCAGAAGGAGAAACCACCAGAGAACAACACAACGAUUUGGGUGUAAAAGGUGACAUUUCAUUUAGUGGGAACACAGCAUCCAACCAGGAUCCCAACUGAGCUGCGGAGAGAGAGGAUAAGCUUGGAAAAGCUUCAACGGCCAUAGAGGAGUAUACAGACGGGCUCCACGGGGUCUCCAGCGGUGUGCCUUUUUCUUUUGAUCAAAAUGACGGCUGAAUCCAAAAACCUUUUUGCGGGUGCUGGUUUUGCAUCGACACCAUUCUAUUAUUUGGAAAUGGCUAUGCAAAUGUAAAUGUUUGUGAAGCUUCAAAAUGAAGGGAUUGUUCAGUCGUGUAAUAUACUCAUCAAUUCUGUCAGGUCCAAACUGAUGUUACCGACUGCAUAGCAUGAAAGUGGUGGGCUGGGGGAGUUAUGCUGAAUAUCAGAACAGCUGAGUUUAUAGUAUAGUAUAUUCAUACCAGUAUACAGUAUAAGAGCAUGAUCUUACGUCUGCUCACAACUCUACGAUCAAGGUAGGGUAUUCUGCAAAUAAAUUAGGUCUAUCAUUAUUUGUCUCUGCCACAAAAAAAAAUGUAAUGAAUGGAUUCACUCACUACAUUGCAAGGAAAAGCAACAUUCAAGUUUAUAUGGAUAAGUAUGAACCUGAAAAUAAGUGAGGGAUCCUUGUACUGCUGUACUGUAUGUCAGUGUGAAAAAUAGUUUCUGUGUGAUAUCAGCCAUAACAAUAUGGAAGUGUGGCUUGUUCAGAAUAAAACUAAGGCUCUCAAUAUAAACUCUCUUGUGCACACACAUCCCACAUGUUGGUUGUCUUACCAUUAUAACUCAUGAAAGACCUCUUGAACCAUGAGCUGGAAUAGGUGCCAGCUGUGUAGCAUGGACGCCUGCCUUAUACCAUACUAUUUGUUUGUUGUUUGGACUGAGCUGGAAAGAUAAAGAAGUAAAUUAUUUUUGUCUGUAUUUUGUACUCAUUACAUUUAAGAUGUACUUCUUGAUGCUGGAAAAAAAAAUGACAUAUUUAUUUUUGUCAUUGAUGAAUGAAGUAUGAAUAAACAUGAAUUAUGUACACUA
Messenger RNA from Clupea harengus (Atlantic herring), 3475 nucleotides. It is a transcript of the gene slc26a10, whose product is annotated as solute carrier family 26 member 10. Gene Ontology annotation, cellular component: membrane. Lineage: Eukaryota; Metazoa; Chordata; Actinopteri; Clupeiformes; Clupeidae. Gene Ontology annotation, biological process: transmembrane transport. The record is from RefSeq and is a predicted model, not a curated record.